Messenger RNA from Nasonia vitripennis (jewel wasp), 2960 nucleotides. RefSeq names its product etoposide-induced protein 2.4 homolog (gene tank). Bases 699 to 1649 code for a protein of 316 amino acids. The record is from RefSeq and is a predicted model, not a curated record. Gene Ontology annotation, cellular component: endoplasmic reticulum. NCBI's taxonomy places the organism in Eukaryota, Metazoa, Arthropoda, Insecta, Hymenoptera, Pteromalidae. Gene Ontology annotation, biological process: macroautophagy. The transcript is spliced from 6 exons.
GCUUCGAACUAAGGAGCAUCAGUUAUUAGAGACGCUGCAGUGCGUUGUAUCGUGCUUGGCGUGUCCGCGUGUAGCGUACACAGGGUCUAGUCGUCGUCGUCGUCGUGUAGCGGCGUGCUGUAGUGGACUGGUGCUGCAACACAACGUGCAGCAAAAUAACUCGCUCUGAUAAAAUACCCACACUAACGUAGACGCACACAAAGCUCGUGCGCGGAGCGAGAUACCGGAGCAACAAACGCACUUUGUCAUUGUCCGCGCUAGGGAACAAAGUGCACUCUUGGCUUUUUGUCGCGUCUAUACCUGUCAAACCGCCCCCGCAACAAUGACGACUCGAUUCUCGUAAAGUCCGUUCUCUGCGGACACCUCGUGUGCGUCUGUACAUCUGUGAUCCGUAAAUUUUUCUAGGCCCGCGUGUUCGAGCGUGCGUGUGUGUGUGCAUGUGCAUCAGCAGCGUCGACUCGGUCAGCGCGUACUGCAUCGCAUCGAAAAUCGGAAGUGCAACAAGGGAGCCGAAAGAUUUUCAUGCGAACCACAUCCGUACAGCCGCCGAGAGACGGACGUGCGCUUUUCCUGCGGAAGAUGCGCAGUGGCUGCUCUCCCAGCAGCCAAAACACUUGCCAGCCGCGUUGUCGCCUCGCUUAGGUCUGCCGAGCAGCCAGAAGUAGCAGAAGAAGAGUCCAGACAGCACAGCCGCCAGCAUGAACAUCGCGGGGAUCAUCAUCGCCAUGUGGCGGGGCUUUAUUGACAGUCUGAAGGGAGGCCUGGUAAUCUUUUCCAUGGACAAGCAGAUCAACGAAAGGAUGAAGAAGUCUCCGGUGAAGGCAGAUGCUCGGAGGAGGGAGAGCAGUGUUGGACAUAGUCCAGCCAAGUACUCCAAGCAUCACAGAGAGUCAAAGGUGCUAAAACGAACCAUUCAGUGUUGUGCACUGAAUGGUGGUGUUUGUUGGGCCAGCAUAAUUAUUUUUGAGUAUGGGCUACUGCCAUCGCUCAAGUACUUGCUGAGCAUAAUAUUUGGACAAUCGCCAGGUAUGGGAAUGGUUGUUUGGUCCUGGACCAAACCGUUCUUAACAAUUACCUUCAGCACCAUAUGGAUACUUCCACUUUUUCUACUGAGUAAAAUAGUCAACAGUUUAUGGUUUCAGGACAUAGCAGACAGUGCAUAUCGAUAUCGCCAAGGCCGACCUAUGCUUUUGUCAAGUGUCAGCAAACUCAUUGCCGAUAUGUUGUUCAGUGUUUUGGUACAAGCCCUUUUUUUAGGUCAAGGUGUUUUAGUGUCAAAGGUGCCACUCCCACCCAUUGGUGACAUUCUUGCACUUGUUCAUAUGUGCCUUCUUUAUGCCCUUUAUGCCUUUGAGUACAAAUGGUUCAAUAUGGGUUGGGAAUUGCAUAGACGACUAACAUUUAUCGAAUGUAAUUGGCCCUACUUUGUUGGAUUUGGUUUACCCUUGGCAAUAUUGACACAACUGCCAGAUUCGUAUAUAAUAAGUGGCUGUGUGUUUUCUAUUCUUUUCCCGUUAUUCAUUGUGAGUGGAAAUGAAGCUGAACCCGUCACAGAUGUUUGUGAUUGCCCAUUGAAACUGUUUUCUCCAGUAGUGGCAAUAGCUAAUACUUUAUUUAAUAAAACGAUUGGCCCUGCAAAGAGACGGUGACAAAGGGAUUCUCUAAGCUUCACAGACAAAAAAACGAAUCAUAACAAGGAUUUUUAAAGCUUAAACUCGAAAUAUUUCAUCAAAUUUUUUACAAAAGAAAAAAAUACGUUGUAUCUUAACGAUUAAGUGCAAUAUGGUAAAAAAAACAAAUCAAUGAAUUUUGGUUCGUAUCACAUGCAAUGUAAAUAUGCAUUAAUGGGAAGUGCUAGUGUAGAUUAUGUAACGGGUAUGCCUAAGUCUGGUAACUAGCGCUAUGACGUGCAUUGUAAUUUCCUGUAUAAUUACCGCUAUAUUUUGACAAUUUCCACAAGUCAAAUAGCACUAACUGUAUGUUGUGGGUGUGUGAUAGGAAUGUUAUCAUUAAUGUAGUGACUUUGAUUAAGGGGUCUAUUGGUUUUGAUAUAUAUUUUUUAUUAGUAUGGUUGAAAAUUCAAAAUAAUUAGGUUAGUAAUAUAGCUAUUCUCAGCAAAAUUGAUAUGUACAACAAAUUAAAAAACUUGGCUUAAUUGAAUUAUUAGCUAUUCAUAGAUUUAUUUGCUGCCACAUUACUAUGAUUUUUUUAAUUUAUACUACGCACUUUUAUACAAUGUUCAAAUGACUAUUAUACCUCAACAUGACUGUUCAACUAGUCAAUUAAACUAUAUUUUUAUUUAAUACGUUAAUAAAAUAUUAUUUUUGUAACAUGCUGAUAUUGCUUGAUUUGUUGAUAAAUAUUUACUUUCAACAGAAAAUCGCAAUGAAAAUUUAAAGAUAUGUGACGUUGAUGAGACAAAACUCUAUUUGUCUAGAAUUGUCAGGAUAUUUGUAAAAAUGAACAUUUGUAGAAACUAUUUUUAUAUAAUAUUAUGAUUUGUUAAUAACUUUUGUUAUAAUGACUUUUAAUUAUCUGAGUUGCAAUGAAUUGUAUCAACUUUUAUUUUUGAUUUAUUGUACAAGAAUAAAAAUCAUGGUUUGUGGCAUAAGGAACUUUUGUGUACAUACAUGCAUAUUAAUUUGUUGUAAAAUAAAAGAUGAAAAGUUCCACUGCAAUGGCGAUGUGUCUCUCAUGCCUUAUUUUUUAAGUGAGGAUAUGAUUAAGUAACACUACUUGAAAUAUGUGAUAGAACUUUUUUAUUAGUUUGCAACAAAUGGCUGUUUGUAGACUAAUUCUUUGUUAAUUUAUUUUUGCUCCAGAAAGUUGUAUUGUUUAUAGACUUUUUGGAGUGAGUGCAUAGAAUGAAUUUUCUCAAAUGGCUGUUUGUACUACUGACCAACUGUAAAUACUAUUAUGAAAAAUAAUAAAUGUUUUAUAUACUAUGAAUUGCGUAUAAA